Molecule: messenger RNA, 858 nt
Organism: Microthlaspi erraticum
Lineage: Eukaryota; Viridiplantae; Streptophyta; Magnoliopsida; Brassicales; Brassicaceae
Source: the annotation of a GenBank genome assembly
AUGGGAAGUUCAUGUUUGCCUCCAGGAUUUAGAUUUCAUCCAACUGAUGAAGAGCUCAUAGGCUAUUACUUAAGUAGAAAAGUAGAAGGUCUCGAGAUCGAACUCGAGGUCAUUCCUGUUAUCGAUUUAUACAGAUUCGAUCCUUGGGAGUUACCAGAUAAAUCUUUUCUUCCGGAUAGGGACAUGGAAUGGUUCUUUUUCUGUCCAAGGGACAAAAAAUACCCAAACGGUUCUCGAACCAAUAGAGCUACAAAAGCCGGUUUUUGGAAAGCAACCGGUAAAGACCGGAAAAUUACAUGUAAAUCGUCGUGUUCUUUAAUCGGAUACAGGAAAACACUAGUUUUCUAUGAAGGCCGUGCCCCAUUAGGUAAUAGAACUAAUUGGUUUAUGCACGAAUAUCGUCUAUGCGAUGAUGAUCUUUUGCAAAAAUCACCAAAUUUCAACGUAGCUUUCGCGUUAUGCCGCAUAGUAAAGAAGAAUGAAGUCAAGACCAAUUCAAAGACUUUGAAAAAUAAAAACGAACAAGAAAGUGGUUCGGGUUACUCUAGCCUGGUGACUUCUCCUUGUCGCGAUGAAGCAACGCAGUUUCAUACGUUCAAGCCUUCUUCUACCACGAGUGACUCUUUUAAUAUUUGGAUUUCUCCUGAUUUCAUUCUUGAUUCGUCAAAGGAUUAUCCUCAAAUUCAGGAGGUUGCUUCUGAAUACUUUCCAAGAUAUCAGUUUCCAGUCACCGCGGCAAACCAAUUUCCGGCGAGCUCUUCUAAUUUAAACGUUGAUCAGUCAGUGCAAACCGAUUAUUGGACAAACUAUGAAUACAACGACCAAACCAGUUCCUUCGAUUACUCAAACAUUUUCUAG